Schistosoma rodhaini is the source of this 2564-nucleotide messenger RNA. The record is from the annotation of a GenBank genome assembly. NCBI's taxonomy places the organism in Eukaryota, Metazoa, Platyhelminthes, Trematoda, Strigeidida, Schistosomatidae.
GUUAUAAAUUUGUGUAGUUUUAUUUUGCUUGAAUAAUUUCGGGUGAGUUUGUUCAUUUCUAUCAAAGUGUAUGAAUUGAGAUUCAGUUUAGAUUUGUUGUUAAGUAGCAAUAAUGAUGGUUUCAUUUCUGUUACAUGCUAAUUACAAUGUAGAUCUUUCAGCAAAAAGGAUUUCAACUAGUUUUCUAUACUAAAACAAGGAUGAUUCUCAUGUAUUGGUGCCUCUUUCUAUUACAAGGUGGAAGAUACGAAUGAAAACGAUGGUAAAUAUUUGUUAGGAUAUCACGUAUCAGCAGUGCAAUUUGUGGGAUUUUGAUGUCUACUGUAUGGGCGAAUUAGAUUAAAAAUUUUUCAAGUUUGUCAUUGUGACUUACUUCGACAGAGAUUCAUUUUUAUGUGUUUCUAUCCAUACAUAUUCAUCGCAAUAAAUCCAAUUUAUCAAGCAAUCAGGAAAAUUAUGCAGAAACAUAGGAGUAAAAAUAAAAACGGGAUAUAUAACCAAAACAAAUAAAUGAACAAUGAUGGAUUUAAGGUCAACAAGAACAGAUCAACAUUGCGGUGCACAGGCAAGCUGUGAAUCACAUAUAGAGAAAUUCAAACACUCCACUUCAACCCAACUUUUUUACUGAUGAUGUCGUUCAGAAGGACUAUUCAAGCUGAACGACUAAACAAAGCAGCUCAGCAAAAACGAUUUCAACUAGUUUUCUUUUUAAACACAAGAAUGAUUCUCAUGUAUUGGUACCUCGUUGUACUAAAAGACGGUCAAUGUGAAAGAUGUGAGUGAAAUGGAUGUAAGGAUAUAGUUUGAAUGUCUAUCAACAACCAUAUUCGUAAUGGUUUCAAAAGAUUCAUUACGCUCUUCACAAAUUGCCUUCAGCACUCUCCUCAAAAUGACAAAAUUUUAUCCGAAGAUCACUGGAAAAAGUAAUGGACGACAGUUAUGUAUGAUAGAUUAUAUGCCAGAAUCAACAAAUCUUCAAUGUAGAAGUCGAACAAUGCCAAUGGUAGGUAAAAAACCGGAUGAAUAGUUUUCCUGGUAAUCAAUGUCACAUGAGGAAACAGAGAGAGAGCAGAGGAAAAACUUCGUCACGAUAAGUUACAUUUUACAUAGUCUUCAUUACCGAAUCUCCAAACAUACCAACUUAUGCAUCACAACAUGGUGUUUGAGUGUUAUUCAUCUUCAGAGCAUAGUAAGCCACUUAACCUAUGAAAGAAUAAGUGUGAAACCAUCAACAUCAAAGUAUCGUUCACUGAAAUGUAAAACCUCAUUCGUGUAAAGAAGAUAUGAUCAGGUGGUAAUACUCUAUCCUUACUGUUUUGUGAUUUCCCGCUUUUUUCAGUUGAAGUUGGAAUUACUAAUUGUAGAAGGUGAAAUUUCAAAGGUCAGUUGUCCACAAAUUUUCAUUACAGAUAGUUAAACGAUGAUGAAAUUUGCAAUCACCGAUGUGUCAAACGAAACCAAUCAGAAUUACUCUCAUUGCAUGUAAGAAAUCUAUUAUUGCGUUUGACAGAUUGAGAUCUACUCAAUUAAUUAGCCCACCUUUUCUCAGUGGUCUCAUCCUAACGUAAGUAAUAUUUGUUAAAAGUAAGUAUAGUAGUUAUUUUCUUUCCCAGUACAAACUAUUGUCAUUUUGGGUUACAUCAGAUCAUAGCAAAUGAUCAUACAGAAAUAAUAGUUAUGAGAUGUCCAAGGCAAUUUAUCAUUAGAUAUUCCACUUAUCGAUUAUUUUGAAAACUUGUUUUGAAAACUUUGGAAAAUGUUGAACUGAGUAGUUAAACAUCUACUUCAACCAUCUCAUGCAUACAUAUCAUGUGGAACAUUUGAUUCACAUUGCCUAUGAUCUAUUGUAUCUAUGAGUUUAGUAUGUUGUAAUUGUUUUUGUUGUUUAUUUCAGAUUGAUCGGUGUAAUCCUUGGAAUUAUAAUAAUAUUCAUUAGAUCUAGUUAAUUAAGUAGCCGACUUGUUCUCACUGGUCUCAUCCUAACGUAAGUUAUAUAUGUUUAAAAUACAGGUAUUCACCGAUAAUCAUAACAAAAAUGUUUCGUGUAUUAUUUCGUAUUAUGCAACAUUCAAUGAACCGAUUAUUACACUUAGCCAAAAAAUGUGAUCCAUGUUCGACAAGAAUAUCAUGUUUGAAAAAGAUAGUAAAGUAGUUAAUUUCUUUCUCAGUACAAACUUUUGUCAUUUUGUGUUACAUCACAUCAUAGCAAAUGUUCAUUCUGAAAUGAAUGUUAUGAGAUGUCCAAGGAAAUUUAUCAUUAGAUAUUCCACUAAUCCAUUAUUUUUACAAGCUUUAAAAACUUUCCAAAAUGUUGAACUGAGUAGUUAAACAUCUACUUCAACCAUCUCAUGCAUACAUAUCAUGUGGAACAUUUGAUUCACAUUGCCUAUGAUCUAUUGUAUCUAUGAGUUUAGUAUGUUGUACAUGUUUUUAAUUUGUAUUUCAGAUUGAUCGGUGUAGUCUUUGGAUUAAUAAUAAUACUCGUUAGAAAACUACAUUCCACAUCCCUACUGAACAUUAUCUUCAUGGUUAUAACCGUCAGUUAAAUAUAAUUUUAAAAUUAC